Molecule: messenger RNA, 2705 nt
Organism: Alnus glutinosa
Lineage: Eukaryota; Viridiplantae; Streptophyta; Magnoliopsida; Fagales; Betulaceae
Product: protein FAR-RED IMPAIRED RESPONSE 1-like
Exons: 3
Coding region: 379-2538 (719 amino acids)
Biological process (GO): regulation of DNA-templated transcription
Molecular function (GO): zinc ion binding
Source: RefSeq, a predicted model, not a curated record
UUCGCUGACGCUGAGAGAGUCUCCACUGGGGGGUUUGUUUUUGCUCUCCUUUUUUACUUUACACCUGUACACCUCUCUUGCCAGUUACCCACCUACGUGGCAAAUGUUUUUACUUUUAUUUUUAUUUUUAUAAAUUUUUUUUUUAACCUAAAAAACGCUGAGUGCAGCGUGGAGGGAAAACAUUUUCCCCAAAAUCAAAUCUUUUCGCCCGCCCUCUCUCUCUCUCUCUCUCUCGCACUUCGCUCGCCGUGGAAGCCACCGGCGAGUCUCUCUCACUCUCGCAGCUAAGCUUGAUCGGCGCCAGCGUUCUCUGUCUCCGGAUUCUCUGUCACCGGCCAUCCUCCACCGAUAGAACUUUUGUAUAUAGCAUUUUCCUAAAUGGACUCUUCAAGCUCACGAUUGGAUAACAAGGGCGAAAUUGAAUCUCUGCAUACACAUAUUCCAAAUGGUGAUGCUUUAACCCACCAAGAUGACCCUCAAAAUGGUGUGGAUGAAACAAUUGAAGAACCGAAUGAAUCAAUGACGUUUAGUUUGGACGAAGAGUUGAAUGAUAAGGAAGACAAUGUUGUAUUAUUGAAGAUGAUCGAUGGGAAUGAAAAAGUUGAAGCACCUAAGCCGUCAAUGACCUUUACUUCAUUAGAAGAAGUUUGCUCAUAUUAUAGGAAGUUUGCUAAGCAAGCUGGUUUUGAUGUGAUAAAAAGAACCACGAAAAGAAAAGCUGGUCAACCAAGAUACGUAAUCCUUAUAUGUAGUCGUGGAGGCCCAAAACGAACCAGCGCAAGUAAUGUUGUGAAGCCAACUCCAAAAACUAACAAAACAGGGUGUCGUGCUAGGAUUUGUGCGUCGUUAUGUGUUGAUGGAACGUGGUUUUUGACUAAAGUUGUGCUUGAGCAUAAUCAUCAACUAAGUCCGGGCAAAGCAAGAUUUUUUAGAUGCAAUAAGAUUAUAAAUGAUGUUACCAAAAGAAGGCUUGAGCUAAAUGAUAGAGCAGACAUAUGUACCAAGAAUUCAUUGGUUGUUGAAAUGGGGGGGUUUGAGAGUCUUUCCUUUGGGGAUAGAGAUUGUCGGAAUUUUAUUAACAAAGCAAGAGAACUUCGGCUUGGUAAAGGAGGUGCUCAGGCACUUUGUGAUUAUUUCAGGAGAAUGCAAAAGCAAAAUGCUGGCUUCUAUCAUGUGAUGGACAUGGAUGAUGAUUGUAAAUUGCGAAAUGUUUUUUGGGCUGAUGCACGAAGUAGGGCAGCGUAUGAAUUCUUCGGUGAUGUUAUUACGUUUGACACGACGUACUUGACCAAUAGAUAUGACAUGCCAUUUGUUCUUUUUGUAGGAGUGAAUCAUCAUGGUCAGUCUAUACUUUUAGGGACAGGACUAAUAUCAAACGAGGAUACAGACACAUUUGUGUGGUUGUUUAAGUCUUGGUUGGGGUGCUUGAAUGGCCGAGCCCCAAGAGCAAUUAUAACAGAUCAUGAUAGAGCUAUGAAAAAUGCAAUCGCAAGAGUUUUUCCUGAAACUCGCCAUAUAUAUUGUCUUUGGCACAUUAUGAGAAAACUCCCUGAAAAGUUUGGUGCACAUGCUAAUUUCGAUGGCAUUAAGAGUGCCCUGCAUACUUGCUUGUAUGAUUCUCAAACAUGUGAAGAAUUUGAGGAAAAUUGGAGAAUUCUACUUGAGAGUUAUCAUCUUCAGGAUAAUGCAUGGUUGCAUGGGUUAUAUAGUGAGAAGACUUUUUGGGUGUCGGCAUACAUGAAAGAUACAUUUUGGGCGGGAAUGAAUACCACGCAGCGAAGUGAAAGAUUUUUUGAUGGUUGCGUGCACUCACAUACCACAUUGAAAGAAUUUCUUGAUCAAUUUGAUAAUACAUUGAGGAAAAUGGUUGAGAACGAAACACAUGCUGAUUUUGAUUCUUUUAAUCGCACGAUCCCAUGUAUAAGCUUCUUUCCUUUUGAGAAGCAGUUUCAAGAUGUUUACACAAAUGCAAAGUUCAAAGAAGUUCAUGAGCAGAUUAGGAAUGUUAUGUGUUGUAAUAACUCUCAUCUCAAAAGUGAAGGUGCGAUUUCUACCUAUGAAGUGAAGGAAUACCUUGUCGAUGUUGGAGAGCGCAUGAUAGAAAAAACAUUUGUUGUUUACUUCAAUGAAGAUGAAUUGGAAGUGAAGUGCACAUGUACAUUUUUUGAAUUACGAGGCAUCUUGUGCAGGCAUUCUAUUUCUGUGUUAUUUACAAAGAAAGUGAUAAUGUUGCCACCAAGAUAUAUUCUUGACAGAUGGAGGAAGGAUAUAAAACGAGAAUACUCUAUGCUUAAGAGUAGUUAUGAUGCUUUUACUGAUAACCCUAUUGCCCAAAUACAUGACAAGUUAAGAAAGAAUUUUGAAGAAUUAAUAUGGCUCAUAUCAGGAAAUGUGGAACAUUGCAUGGAUUUGAUGAAAAUUAUUGAUGAGUUAAAGGAGAAAUAUUGUGGCUUAGAGCCUGCGUCCAGUCACUCUUCCCCCUAUCACAGUCCAGUUUCUGUCGCAUAUUCUAGCUGUAGUGACAAUGGAACAAUUUAAGUUCCAUUGUUAUGAACAUAGAUAUUUUCUUUUUGGAUCUCUUUGUUACAGACGAAUGUAAUAGUUGAUGAUGUGGACAUUUAAGUUCCAUUGUUAUGGAUCUUUGUGUUCUUGAUAUUUUCUUUUUGGAUCUCUUUGUUAUGGACCAAUGUAAUAUAGUUGAUGAU